UGUAUCCACUGUAAGUAGAUACCGAUGUGGAUAUAGUGGCGUAAGCAUGUUUAGAAAAUUCUGAGUUUAUGUUGAAUGUUUCUGGAUUUUUUUUUGAAUCAAUAUUAUGGGACGUAAAAAAGUAAAAAAAUUUAUCGAUAAAAACAAUUCGAUAACAUUUCAAUUAGUUGGUCGUAGCCAGAAUGAUCCGUUAUUUGUCGAUGAAACAGCACCACAAUAUGUUCUUGUGGAAAAGAAAUCCGGACAAGAGGUUUCGAUUGAUUCGAAAGAACCUGAACCAAAUGGCAGUGAUCCACAAAAAUCCCUAAAAGAUCGUCAAAAACGUCGUGAAGAACAAAUCAAAUAUGGCAUUUAUUUUGAUGAUGAUUAUAAUUAUCUUCAACAUCUGACUGAUGUCACUGAAAUUGCCCUACCAAAAGGUAUCGAUUACGAGACGAUCAAAAAGAAUCGGGAAAAUAAAAAGCCAUUGUUAAUGCUGCCUUCAUCGGUAUUUGAAUCUACUGUAGUGGAAAAAGAUGAUCUCAAUAAAGCUGCUUUACCUGUGGGCCCACAAUUGGAUUGGGAUCCAGAUGUAGUCGAAGCCAUGGAAGAUGAUUUUGAUUUCGACGAUCCAAACAAUCAAAUUGAUGAUGACUUCGUCAUGCAAGCCAUGCAUCCUCACAAUGGAAAUAAAAAUGAACGAAUCGUUGAUAUCAAUGACACUAUCGAUGAUUAUCGAAUCGAACAAGAUGAAGUUGAAGAUGCAGAAGAUAAUUUGUCAGUCUGUGGAUUUAAUGGCAGUGAUGAUGAUGAUGACGAAGCUACCGAUCAAUUCAAUAUUGAUGCAAAAGUGAUGAAUAAAAAGAAUAUUAAACGAUUCUUUGGUCUUGCUGAAGAUGACGAUGGACAAACCGUAAAAACGUCAGCUUCUACACAUUUCACUGAAUAUUCAAUGUCAUCAUCAGUUUUACCUCGAAACGAAAAACUUCAAACAUUGGAUGAGCAAUUUGAACAAAUGUUCAUUCGAGAAUAUGCCGAUCAGAUGGAAAUCGGUGCAUUAGAUACUGAAGAAAUCAGUGGCGAUAUCGAUCCUAAUCGCAGUGAUUUGAUGGCCAAAUUGGUAGAAGAAUAUGAACAAUUCAAAUCCGGAACGUGGCUUGAAUAUGAACGUAAUGAACAGGCAAUCGAUUAUGUUCGAAGAAAAUAUUUGAAAUCAGAAAAUAAUGAUAAUCAAAUCAUGGCUCAUGGUGAUGAUGAAUUAAUUGAAUCCUCAAGUGACAGUGAAAAGGAAGAAGUUGUAAUUGUUGAUACCGGAAGAAAAGGCGACAAGGAUCGUUUCGAUUGUGAAUCAAUUCUAAGCGUAUAUAGCAACACUAAUUAUCAUCCGAAAGUAUUGAAUGAAUCUAUUGACCGUUAUGGAAAUAAAAUUGUCAAGAACAGUCAUAUCCGUAUCGAUCAAAGAACUGGAAUGCCUACUAAAACUGGUUCUAAUCUUGGGAUGAAUACAUUGGUCAAUUUAGAUGGUAAAUCCACAAGGAGCAAUAUGUCUCGUUUAUCUGAGCUAUCAGUUCGACUUAAAAACGAAACAACCGAUGAAAGGAGACAGCGUAAAAAAGAACUUAAAGAAUUACGAGCCGAACGUCGGGCAGAAAAGAAAGCAAAUCGAUUAGCUUUCAAUGAGGAAAAAAUUCGUUUACAUAAAGCCGAUAUGAAUAAAUCAGUACAGAAAAAAGUGACCGUCAAUUAGAAUUGUUUGAAUGAAUCAAAUCUACAUUUUCUAUUGAAUAAUUUUUUCAUUAAAGAAUUUAUUUCAUGUUUUAA
Dermatophagoides farinae (American house dust mite) is the source of this 1800-nucleotide messenger RNA. RefSeq names its product LTV1 ribosome biogenesis factor (gene LTV1). Gene Ontology annotation, cellular component: cytosol; preribosome, small subunit precursor; nucleus. Gene Ontology annotation, biological process: ribosomal small subunit export from nucleus; ribosomal small subunit biogenesis. NCBI's taxonomy places the organism in Eukaryota, Metazoa, Arthropoda, Arachnida, Sarcoptiformes, Pyroglyphidae. The record is from RefSeq and is a predicted model, not a curated record.